Molecule: messenger RNA, 2656 nt
Organism: Corylus avellana
Lineage: Eukaryota; Viridiplantae; Streptophyta; Magnoliopsida; Fagales; Betulaceae
Biological process (GO): pseudouridine synthesis; box H/ACA snoRNP assembly; ribosome biogenesis
Cellular component (GO): sno(s)RNA-containing ribonucleoprotein complex
Molecular function (GO): RNA binding
Source: RefSeq, a predicted model, not a curated record
AAAAACAUAAACCCUAAGCACAGCUGUUCUCUCUCUCUCUCUCAUCCAACUCCCCCUUACUCUCACUCUUAAACCCUAAUCACCGUUGUCCACCGCCGCACGUCCACCGUUGCCGGUGCUCCAAAUAUUCCCUCGUUCUCCGCCUUUUGAAGUUGAUCAUCUUGUAAACACAGCAAGUCUGGGACAUACUAUCUACUUCGAGGAAGUGACUGAUACAUCCAUGAUUUUUUCUCUUUUUGGAAAUGGUAGGGUUUAUCUCUAAACCCUCCAUUGAUGACCUUGACCAAGCUCCAAGGCUCAAGAAUUCAAGCAACUCACUUGACUCUUUCGACACCAAAUCCACAGAAUUUUCAUUCUCUGAUUCUUUCCUAGAUUUUGAUUCUAUAAAGGAUUGGUUUGAGGAUAUAACAAUCCCAGAUAUGGAUGAUAUAGGAAAGGCUGAGUAUGGGGCUACUGAGAAGCCCACUGAGCUUGUUCAAGAACAGAUUCCACAUGAGUCUGAGCCAACUAGUAAUGCGUCGAAGCUAAAUGUUGAUGGGUCUGAGCCAGUUCGUGGAUCUGAGCCAACUGUUGUUUGUGGGUCUGAGCCAACUAGUAAUGCGUUGAAGCUAAAUGUUGCUGGGUCUGAGCCAGUUGUUCGUGGGUGUGAGCCAACUGUUGGUAGGUCUGGCUGUGCGGUGAAGGUGGAGGAGGGGGAGUGUGAAAAGUUGAGGAAUUUGGGUUGUUGUAUUGAGCAAGAGAUGGGGAAGGUUACUUUGGUUGGUGAGUCUGUGAAUUCGGGAAUUGGUAAUGGGAAUGAUGUGAAGAGUGAGAUAGAAAGUGACGGGGAUGAGAGUGGAAGUUCGGAGUCUAAGAGUGAGAGUUCAUCUUCGUCCACGGCAGCUUCUAGUAGUGGCAGUAGUGAUGAUGAUGAUGAUGAGGAGGAGAAAAAGGAAGUAGAGGUGGAGGUGAAGAGGAGCGCCGAUGAGGCAGGUGAAGUUGAAGAAGGUGAGAUAAGGGAUGUUGAUGAGCAGGAGAUGGUUGGGGGGACUAACGAUGAUGAUGGGGAGGAGGAGGAGGAGGAGGAGGAGGAAAACAAUGAAGAUGAUGGAGUGGUAAUGGUUGGUUGGAGUGAUGUUGAUGAGGAUGGUGAUGAGGAUGGAGGUGGUGCUGCAAAAGGACCCAUUAGAUCUGCGAAUGAGCUUGAGGUCCUCCCUCCAGUUCCUCCAGUUGAUGUGACCCUGCAACCGCAUCAUCAGAUGCUACCUGUGGGAGUUGUCUUAUCGAUUAUUGGCGCCCAAGUCAUAGUAGAAGGAGUUGAGGAGCACAACCCUCUUAGUGAGGGUUCUAUCCUCUGGAUAACUGAAAGUAGAUCCCCGUUGGGGCUGGUGGAUGAAAUCUUUGGACCUGUCAAAAACCCGUACUAUAAGGUAAGAUAUAAUUCAGAAAGUGAAGUCCCAUCUGGGAUCCAUGCAGGCUCUUCAAUCUCCUUUGUUCAAGAAUUUGCCCAUCAUGUGCUCAAUGACAAGGAUCUCUACAAGAGAGGGUAUGAUGCAUCUGGUGCAAAUGAUGAAGAGAUGUCAGAUGAGGCAGAGUUCUCAGAUGAUGAGAGAGAGGCUGAAUACAGGAGAAUGCAAAAAAUGACAAAGAGGGGCCUGGAUGGCCAGAAAGUUAGAAACAAGAAAAACAACGGAAAGGGUGUAAAAAAUAGGGAUGGGCCCUGGAGAAAUGCUCAACCUUCAUCGCGGCCACAACAGAUAGGUGCUGGUCAGCCGCCACCCACCCAAAACCAGCAUAAUUUCUCACCUGCUGCAGGAUUUCUUAAUCAGGGCCAUUGUUCAUCAUCAUCUGCCCUAGGACAAGGUUUUGUUGGUGGGACUGGCAUAGUUCCACCAUUUCCAUCUGCACCACAGGCGGUUGGUUUUGACGCUUCUAAUGGAGUUUGGACAAAUGGGAUGCCGUUUCAGCCACCACAGAAUGCUUUCUUUCCUAAUGGAUUUCCAACUAAUAGUAUGCCUUGGCUCUCACAGAAUCCUCAUAUGCAUCAGAUGCCCAUGCUAAACAGAAUGCCAUUUCAGCAGCAGUUUGAUCCUAGUCAGAUGCCACCUCAUGCUGCUCUCUUACCCACAUAUGCACCAGGCCUUGUGGCUCAAAAUGCCUUCAAUCAAAGGACAUUUGGGAUGGGUUUACAGGGUCAAUUUACUCACCCAUCAAUGAAUGUGGGAGAACAAGGAAUUUUGUCAAAUGGGUUACAAGUUGAACAAAACUUAAAUAUGCAACAAUCAGGUUUUUCUCCAGGCAAUGUUGAAGCUCCCCAGCAAAUUAAUCGCGGCGCAUCUUAUAGUCGUGGAAGGAAACCAUAUCGGCGAGGGGGUGGACGUUUUGCAGGUGGGAGAGGUUGGCAGCAGUCCAAAUGAUGGCUUUCCGUGUUCCACUGCAUUGGAAUGCCGUGAGUUUUAACUUCUAAUAGGCUACGGCCAUUGCAAUUUUGGGGUUUCUUGGUUCAUGCGUGUUUCAAGUGCUUUUGAUAAGACGUUGAGAAAAUAUUUCCCAUGUGCAAAUGCUUGCGUUUGUUGGUCCUGUAACAUAGGCAGCCGGGUAGCUUUUUUUUUUUUUUUUUUUUGUAAUCUUUUAUAACAGCUGUUUUGUAAUCUCAUCUCCUUUUUCUUGGAUUUAA